Molecule: messenger RNA, 2767 nt
Organism: Hyalella azteca
Lineage: Eukaryota; Metazoa; Arthropoda; Malacostraca; Amphipoda; Hyalellidae
Product: bifunctional peptidase and (3S)-lysyl hydroxylase Jmjd7
Exons: 6
Coding region: 1001-2227 (408 amino acids)
Molecular function (GO): 2-oxoglutarate-dependent dioxygenase activity
Source: RefSeq, a predicted model, not a curated record
CAUUGGACUUAAGUUUAUCAAAAUAGCGGCUACGUUAUUGUUGACCUAACUGAAAUUCAGUUGAAGACUAGUGCCGCAUGUAAUAAUGGUUUACAUUCCAUUGACGAAAGCAAUUCAGUUUCUUAAUAAAUCCCCGAGACGGCGCUGCUCACGGCAGCGUCUAAGGGAAUCAGCGCUCCCUGGGCUGUCUCAGCUGAAGUUUGUCACAUCACUCACUUGAGAUAUUAGAGCAUAGAAGCAUUGUUAUUGUAUUGUACACAUCAUAAAAUAUGUGCUGUUUGAUUGUCUACUGAAUUUAGGUGAUUUAAUCCUCACAAAGGUGAGGAGUUGUAUGGCGUCAUCAAAGUAUUUGUAGUCCACGUGCUGGAACAGGUAUGAAAAUUCGAAGGAAACCAAGUGGUAGACAUGUACGAUUCUGACACCUUUGCAAAUUCCUAAAAUCAAAAAAGUAAAUGAUUACUUCUGUUGGUUCCAUAAGGGAAUUUGUGUUUUUUUAGUUUUUUUGUGGUUCAAAUGGUUUGUGGUUGUGGUUGAAUUUGUGGUUCAAAUGGUUUUUUAUUUACGUCAUAAGAUUUCAAUGAAAAGAAAACAUUUGUGUCCUCGUCACUGACGCGUGACUUUAUACUUGGCAGUUUGGUCUUUCGAAAACCAGAUCCACGCUGGAAGCAAAUCACAGUAAAGCAAAAUAUUCAUCUGAUAUAAUUACCCUAAAUCGUGCUGUAAUUUUCUAGCACUCUAAUCUUGCAUUAACUGAAAGAUAUUACUAAGAUAUUCUUGCUGAAGGAAUGUUAAAGGAGUUUUAGUUGGAAUCUACACGAGCACUGGAAUAAAUACUUGGCUAAAUUAAAUAACCUAGUGGGUUACCAUUCUGAAAAUCCCCAUCAAAAUCUGAUCAAAGAUUAAGUAUAAUGCAAACUCUUACAUUUGCAGCAGAUGUCAAACUAGUGACCAAUUAGUAAAAAUAAUUCCCACUUCCAAGGAGAUUUUGCUCUGCACGAAAAUGUCGGAAAAUGUAACUCUUCGUCACCGACGCUACUGUCCUCCAACGACGAGCAAACUGGGGGACGAGCUACUGAACCCGGCGCCUGAGAGGGGCAGUGUUGCUCACAAGGCUUGCAUGAAGCUGUCGCGGGAGUGUCGAGCUCUGAACGUGUCGAGUAAAGUGGAUGUUGUUGAUGAAGUUCCGUCCCCACUUUGCUUGGCCCGGGACUAUGUUGGGGCCAACAAACCUCUCCUCAUGAGGGGGGCCGUGGCCCACUGGCCCGCUGUGAGUAAGUGGACGCCUCAGUAUUUAAGGGACCGCGUGGGCGACGUGGCCGUGAGCGUGGCGGUGACGCCCAACGGGUACGCGGACGCCCCCAGCGCCGGGCACCUGGUGCUGCCCCAGGAGCGCGUCGUGCCCUUCGCUGCCUUCCUUGACGUCAUGGAGCGCCCCCAGACGCAGCAUGGCGUGUGGUAUGUGCAGAAGCAGAACAGCAACCUGACCGAGGAGUUCAGCGGCCUCCUCGGUGACCUGGAAGCCUCGUCAGGAGGACGCGAGGCCUCGUGGUUCUCAGAGACGCUCGGCAGGCGCCCCGACGCCGUCAAUUUCUGGAUGGGCGACGCCCGUGCAGUCACAUCCAUGCACAAGGACCCGUACGAGAACCUGUAUUGUGUCGUGAGCGGCUAUAAGGACUUCCUCCUCCUGCCGCCCUGCGACGCGCCCUGGGUGCCCUACAGACGCUACCCUGUCGCCACCUACUGCUUCAGCGAUCCUGCUAGGGGUGACAGUGAUGGUAGCUCUACAACCACACCUACUAGGGAUGACUGCAGUGAUGGUAGCUCAAGAACGGCGUCUACUAGUGAAGAUGGUGGUGAUGGUAGCAGCAUUUCACUCCCCAGUUUAAACAGUCUUCAAAGAUCUACCGUUGAAAAUCAACAGGAAAAAAUCCACAAGCAAGCCAACGGGUUUGGCGGCAAGCACUUCCUAUGCUUGCGUUGUAUGGGCGAUUAUGGUAACGGGACUAACACAAGUGAGGAACUCGCCAGCUCAGGCACGAAAGAAGAAACAAAUCUAAAUUUCCACUCCAGGGAUAUAACUAAAAGUAAACUUUUAGCUACUUUUAAUGACAGCAAAAGUUCUAAAGAGCAGUCUCCAGAUGCUGACUCUCCACCGUUCAGCUUGGGUGUAGAGGGCUGCCCUCACUUUCACAUCGUUCCCUCAGACCCUGCAUGCACUGUACCUUAGGUAGCCAUCGACCCUCUAAAUCCAGACAUCGAUGAGUUCCCCUCGUACAGCAACGUGUCUCCUACCCUCGUACGCGUGCAUGCCGGCGACGCGCUCUAUCUUCCCUCUCUUUGGUUCCACCACGUGCAACAGAGCCAUGCGUGUGUGGCGGUCAACUACUGGUACGACAUGGACUACGGCUUAACUUAUUCCUACCAUCAGAUGCUUCUGGCGCUCACGUGGCCUAAACUACAUCAAGAUGAUGAAUUGAGCGACUCCGAUGACUAAAUCGUACGUUGGGCUACGAUCUUGCUUUUCCUACUACAGAAUGCUAUACUCUCGCUCACGCGAAUGCCUGGGCCACCGAGUCUAUAAUCAGCGAUUGUAACUUGAUAUUAAAAUAGAUUGAAGGGGAAGCAUUUUUCUUUGCACAUGCAUGUUGAAUUUACGUGAUAUUUAAUGGUCUGAGCUAAGUUACAUUGCAUAAUGAAUUAAACUGCGAUUUAUGCAUUAUUGAAAAUGUUGGUGAAUGUUCAGUAGUAAAUAUAUGCUACAAUUGGA